AUGGGACUGGGGAAGACUCUACAGGCUAUCUCUCUUUUGAGUUAUCUCAAAAUAUGUCGGAAGUCCCCUGGUCCAUUCUUGGUGUUGUGCCCUCUUAGUGUGACUGAUGGUUGGGUGUCUGAAGUGGCCAUCUUUGCUCCAAAACUGAGACUGAUUCGUUAUGUUGGAGAAAAAGAACAUAGACGUAAACUGCGUUGUGAAAUGCAUGAAUAUGUCAACAAGAUGCAUGUCCCAGUAUUGCCAUUCGAUGUGCUUUUGACAACUUAUGACAUAGCAUUGAUUGAUCAGGACUUCCUCUCGCAAUUCCAAUGGCAUUACACAAUAAUUGACGAGGCACAGAGACUCAAGAAUCCUUCCAGUGUUCUAUAUGCCGUUCUAAGAGACCGGUUUAUCAUGCCACGAAAAUUGCUAAUGACUGGAACACCCAUUCAGAACAAUCUCGCCGAGCUUUGGGCUUUGAUGCACUUUUGUAUGCCUAUGAUUUUUGGAAAGCUAGAGCAGUUUUUAUCUUACUUCAAGGAAGCUGGAGAUCCUUCAUGUCAAGAUGCAGCAAAAAAGAAAGAACAAUUUAAGAUCUUAAAAUACGUGCUUGGGGCAUUCAUGCUUCGGAGGACCAAGUCUAAACUUAUGGAGUCUGGAACUCUGCUGCUGCCCCCUGUUACCGAAAUUACUGUAAUGACUCCUUUGACUUCUCUACAGAUGAAGGUUUAUGUAUCUAUACUGAGGAAGGAACUCCCCAAGUUGGUUUCACUUGCUUCGGGAGCUUCUAAUGCACAGUCGUUGCAAAAUAUUGUAAUUCAGCUUCGGAAAGCAUGUAGUCACCCAUACCUUUUCCCAGGUAUUGAGCCCGAACCGUAUCAGGAAGGCGAGCAUCUGGUUCAGGCUAGUGGUAAACUUCUAAUUUUGGAUCAGCUACUUCAGAAGCUAUACGACUCUGGGCAUCGUGUUCUUCUGUUUGCUCAGAUGACUCAUACACUCGAUAUAUUACAGGACUUUUUAGAAAUGAGGAAAUUCACUUAUGAGCGUCUUGAUGGUUCAAUUCGAGCAGAGGAGAGAUUUGCUGCAAUCAGAAGUUUUAGCAAAAAAUCUGCAAUAAAAACUGCUGCUGAUGAUGAUAACGAACAGAUUAAACCAUUUGUCUUUUUGAUCUCUACACGAGCUGGGGGAGUGGGCUUAAAUCUUGUGGCUGCUGAUACAGUCAUAUUUUACGAGCAAGAUUGGAAUCCCCAAGUGGAUAAGCAGGCCCUGCAGCGUUCACACAGAAUCGGCCAAAGCAAUCAUGUACUGUCCAUUAAUUUGGUCACUGGGCGUACAAUCGAGGAGGUUAUCAUGCGUAGAGCACAAAGGAAGUUACAGCUGAGUCAUAAUGUCAUAGGCGACAACGACGCAGAUCAUGAGAUAAAUAAUAAUGGAGGAGCUGAAGCUGGUGAUCUGAAAUCUAUCGUGUUUGGUCUGCAUGUUUUUGAUCCUAUGGAAAUGAAAAAUGCAAAAUCAGACGAUCAAUUAAAUUCAGGGGAAAUGAGUGCUUUGGCUGAAAAGGUCAUUGCCUCCCGCCAAGAUUUACAGUCGGAUGGUAAAGACAUAGUCAUGAAUGAGGAUAUUCAACCUAUCGACUUUAGUACCACACUCAAUGAGGCUUCAUAUAUUUCGUGGGUGGAAAAGUUCAAGCAAGCGACACCUGGUGAUGGGGGUGAUAUACUGGAAUCAGGAAAUAGGAGACGAUUGCCUGAUGAGAAGAACGUUAAAUCCGAAGCUUCCCGCAAGAAGGCUGAGGAGAAAAAGUUAUCUAAAUGGGAAGCUCAAGGAUAUCAUUCAUUGUCUGUCAGCAUCCCAGAGGGGCCCACGGAGCACGAUGUGAUGUCAAAUUCUGGUUCAGUUCAUUUUGUUUAUGGGGACUGCACGGAUACUGCCACAGUUUGUCCAUCAGAACCUGCUAUUAUAUUCAGCUGUGUUGAUAAUUCUGGAAACUGGGGUCAUGGAGGCCUGUUUGAUGCUCUGGCCAGGCUGUCACCUGCAGUUCCAAAUGCAUAUGAGCGAGCUUCAGAAUUUGGGGAUCUCCAUCUGGGUGACCUACAUCUCGUACAAAUAACUGAGGACAACAGUCACCUGAGUACUCAGACUAAUGCUCCCCAAUGGGCAGCUUUAGCUGUUGUGCAGUCAUACAAUCCUAGGCGUAAAGUCCCCCGCAGUGGCAUCUCUAUCGAUGAUUUGGAACUUUGUCUUGCAAAAGCAUCGUUUUCAGCUUCUCAACAUUCAGCUUCGAUCCACAUGCCACGGAUUAAUUAUCAAGGCACUUCAGAUCGUUCAGAAUGGUACACUGUCGAGCGCCUUCUGCGAAAAUAUGCUGCUAUGUACAGCAUGAAUUUCUAUGUUUAUUAUUACCGACGUGCGGCUUGA
Messenger RNA from Striga hermonthica, 2397 nucleotides. Lineage: Eukaryota; Viridiplantae; Streptophyta; Magnoliopsida; Lamiales; Orobanchaceae. The record is from the annotation of a GenBank genome assembly.